Molecule: messenger RNA, 728 nt
Organism: Bactrocera neohumeralis
Lineage: Eukaryota; Metazoa; Arthropoda; Insecta; Diptera; Tephritidae
Exons: 2
Coding region: 26-634 (202 amino acids)
Source: RefSeq, a predicted model, not a curated record
UUCCAUCUGUCGAAGUGUACACAAUAUGAAGGCGAAAUCUCUGUGCUUAUCCGUCUUCAUAGUGGCGUUUCUUCUUGCCUCUGAGAAGCCAAGAGUCAAUGGAAUAUUUUUACCUUCCGAGUUGCUAGGAUUUGCUGCAAAAGAACUCAAUUCUUUGAUAACCGAUGUAUCUACUGGCGUCAGCGCUAUUCUGUUACCAGAACGUUCCACAAUGCGGCCGAUUCCAAGGGGGAGUAGAGGAAGUCAAACGUAUGUGGAUACAAAAAAUUUGCAGGUACCAGAUACCUCCGACGAAAAUAAGGAGACGGCAAGUUCAACACAGAAUAAUGAAAGCGAAAAUAAGAGUAAUUCCCAGAAAACAGAUGUGACCGAUGAAGAAAAGGAGACAAAUAACUCGGCAGAAAAGAAUGGAAGCGGAAGUAAAGAAGGCGAAGUUUCUGUGGAGACGGCUAAUACGCAGAAGUCAGAUAAUACACACGAAGCAGAAAAGUCAUCCGAAAAUCAAGAAUCAAUAGGAAAGAUAUUAGAUUUGGAUAAUUUUUUGAAAUCCCUUGUAAAGUACUUCAAUGAAUGCAAGUUAAAACAGUCAAAAGGCAAACACGAAUCGUAUUCAAAUGUAGUAUGCCAAUGGUAAUAUAAAAUAUUCUUCGAAGAUUACAAUUCUUACUUCACACAAGUAUUGUAAGUCUAAAGGAAGUGUAAGAGAAGAGUAAAUAAAAAUAAAUGAA